This is a messenger RNA of Diospyros lotus (date-plum), 1981 nucleotides long. RefSeq lists its product as uncharacterized. The record is from RefSeq and is a predicted model, not a curated record. NCBI's taxonomy places the organism in Eukaryota, Viridiplantae, Streptophyta, Magnoliopsida, Ericales, Ebenaceae. Gene Ontology annotation, molecular function: dGTPase activity. Gene Ontology annotation, cellular component: nucleus. Bases 201 to 1619 code for a protein of 472 amino acids. The transcript has 20 exons. Gene Ontology annotation, biological process: dGTP catabolic process.
CUCUUCAAAUUCAAACCGAAACCCUAAUAAAAAAGUACCGUUGCAGGUUUCCCAUUUAGCCGGCCGCAGCAUCAGCUUUUCAUAUUGACCUCCCCCUCCAUCCCUAUCCGUUUCUCUCUGAUUCUUCUGCAAUUCCAUUUGUGUUUCCAAAAAGUUCCAUUGAUUUUGGUAUUCCAAGUGUUGGCCGAGAGAGAGAGAGUAUGGGAGCUUACUGCAACGACGACCUCCUUCUCUCCCCGAAUUCCUACUCUUUUGCUCCCUCGUCGCACGAUCUCAGAUUCACCAAGCAGCUCCAUGACAACGUCCACGGAAACAUUUAUCUUGAUCCGCUCUUUCUGAAGUUCAUAGAUACUGAAGAAUUUCAAAGGCUUCGUGAUCUUAAACAACUUGGUAUGGCACACAUGGUUUAUCCAGGGGCUGUGCAUUCUAGGUUUGAACAUUCUCUUGGAGUGUAUUGGCUUGCUGGUCAGGCUGUUCACAAACUGAAAACUCAAGGUUUGGAGCUUGGCAUUGAUCGCUUUGAUGUACAAACUGUGAAACUUGCAGGGCUGUUGCAUGACAUAGGGCAUGGGCCUUUCAGUCAUUUAUUUGAAAGGGAGUUUCUUCCUCAGGUUCUCAACGGCUAUAAAUGGUCUCAUGAGCAAAUGUCAGUGAAAAUGGUUGACCAUAUUGUUGACAAACACCAUAUUGAAAUUGACUCUGAGGCCAUCAGAAGAGUUAAGGAAAUGAUACUUGCUAGCUCUGAGUUUGCUUCACCCAAAAGCACAAGGGAGAAGCAUUUCUUAUAUGAUAUUGUUGCAAAUGGUAGAAAUGGAAUUGAUGUUGACAAGUUUGAUUACAUCAUCCGUGAUUGUCGAGCUUGUGGCCUUGGAUGCAACUUUCAGUUUCAACGGUUAAUGGAAACAAUGCGAGUUAUAGGUGAUGAGAUCUGUUAUCGUGCUAAAGAGUAUCUUACUAUCCACAAGUUAUUUGCCACUCGUGCUGAUCUGUAUAGAACAGUCUACACACAUCCCAAAGUAAAGGCAAUAGAGAUCAUGAUCGUAGAUGCUUUGUUGAAAGCAAAUGAUUACCUGGACAUUGCAUCUCAUGUUCAGGAUCCUUCUCAGUACUGGAAGUUAGAUGAUACGAUACUAAAAACAAUUGAGAUAGCUCCAGAUCAAGAAUUAAGGGAAGCUAGAGAUUUGAUCCUGCGCGUUCGCAGGAGGGACUUGUACCAGUUCUGUAAUGAGUAUACAGUUCCUAAAGACACAGUUGAAAAUUUCAAAGAUGUUACAGCACAGGAUAUUGUUUGCUCACAGAAAACUAGUGGAGUCAUUUUAAGAGAGGAAGAUGUUGCCAUUUGCAAUGUCAGGAUUGAUUUGACACGUGGGAGGCUUAAUCCUCUUGAGAGCAUCAAUUUUUUUAAGGACUAUGACAGUGAGGAGAAGUUCUCGAUUCCUGAUGAUCGCAUCAGCCACUUGCUCCCAACAUCUUAUCAAGAUAUGAUAGUGAGGGUGUACUCGAAGAAGCCAGAGCUGGUAGGAGCAAUUUCCGAGGCUUUUGAAAAUUUUCAGCUGAAAACGUACGGAAUCAAACCACAGGUGCAUGCGACCCCAGAAAAGAAAAAACGGCGCAUGUGAGGUCUCAAAUUCAAAUUGGAGUAUUACUGCAAAGUUGCCGGCUUUUCUUGAAGGACGUACUGCAUUAUAUAUAUAUAUAUAUAUGUAUGUGUGUGUGUGUUGAAUCUCAAUACCAUCGAGCCUUUCUAUUCAACUGUGUGGGUAUUUUGCAUAGUAAAAGUUUUCUGAAGUAUUACUUUUGGAGUUGGUGUGAUUGUCCAUCUCGUAAGUGUAGCCAUUAAACCCUUUUUUGUUCCAUAGUUUUCUAGAAAGCUUAGGGGGUGUUUGGCCUAAUGGUUUGAUCUGUUAUAGGCUUCGUAUGCGGUUUGAUUGCUUAUAAGCUAUUAGUUUAGCAUAUAAGCUAUCAAGCUUAUUUUUUUACA